This is a messenger RNA of Suillus discolor, 1048 nucleotides long. RefSeq lists its product as uncharacterized. NCBI's taxonomy places the organism in Eukaryota, Fungi, Basidiomycota, Agaricomycetes, Boletales, Suillaceae. The transcript has 6 exons. The annotation marks the transcript as partial. The record is from RefSeq and is a predicted model, not a curated record.
CCCUAUUGCAACCACAUCUCGCACGUACAGUCAUGCUGUCCCCUCUUCUUCAGAGUCUGGUCUAGUCGGACCUGGCUCAAUCCUCGGCUCUUCCAUCCUGGAGAGUUCCUAUAUGGGCUCCUCCGCAUAUCCGGAACACGGAGGCGACGCUAGUACUGAUGCGUCCAGUCCCAUCACAAAACCAACUCGUGCCAAGAAAGCCGAGAAAGUAAUGUUACAAUAUAUCAACUCUAAGUACCCAAAGUGGGCAAGCGCUCUUGGCAACCUUCGGUCCAUGAUACAAGUCGCCAUGUGCCAUGGAGAUACUGACAAUCUUUUUCUACUCAUCAUGGCAGAAUAUGCUUCUGAGCGAAAGGCACUGAUAGAGUCUAUCUGGCCCCAAGCUCUCAUUUGUUGUAAUCUGCAGCCGACAGACUUGGAACCGGUACUCGCUAUACCAACCAAAAAUAUCAUGUCUGAAGCGGAAAUCUUGGCUCUUGGCGAUCCUUGGUUUAGCCUUUGGAUGUAUGACAACAAGCGUCACGCGCAUGAUUCAAUGAUGAUCAAUUGUACUGGCUUUGACCUCAAGUAUAUCUUUGGGGUUGCCCUGCAUGAUAAGGCCAUUUCCCUCACACUGAAGCUGAUGCGCCUGCGGGCAAAUUGUUUACCACUCGCUGAGAAUGGUUUGGUGUGGUUCCUCGAGAACCAGAUCACACAAGAGUUGGUCUAUCAUAUGAUCUUCCGGAAUAACAAUAUACCAGGCCAUCGUGUCUCUCUUGCUGAUCUGGAUCCCGUGUCCUUUAGGAACGCAGCACACCCACCCAUAUGUUACGAGGUCCUGUUGGACUACAUUGACAGUGAGGCCGAAGACUCUCAUAAGCUCAUACCUCCGAAUGAGAUGUUUCUGCAGAUAUGCGAGAUACUUCCUGUACUAUUCAAUCAAUCUGAUGACCCCGACCAUGUGUCGUUCGUCAUUGCUAUGAAAGUGUUAUGUACUCUCAAGAAGGGCAAUGUCCAACGGGUAAAACGGACCAGGCAAAAGGCAAAAAAAGCAAGUGUGGUUACCUAA